This is a messenger RNA of Rhipicephalus sanguineus (brown dog tick), 1308 nucleotides long. Its product is annotated as TNF receptor-associated factor 6. Lineage: Eukaryota; Metazoa; Arthropoda; Arachnida; Ixodida; Ixodidae. The record is from RefSeq and is a predicted model, not a curated record. The transcript has a single exon. Gene Ontology annotation, molecular function: protein binding. Bases 1 to 1308 code for a protein of 435 amino acids.
AUGACGGACCAACAAGGCGAGCUCACAAGCAGCUGGAAGUACACGCUGACCGGAUUCGGCGAGUUCCUCGAGAUGCGUCGGGUCGCCUUCGCCGAGCCGAUGCCGCCCACUCAUCUCUGCGACGUCUGCGGCAUGCUGCCUAGCCGCACGUUGCUGCUGCCGUGCGAUCACGUUUUGUGCGAUAGCUGCAGGGAUCAGCUACCGCAAGGAAACGACUGCUGCUGCCCGUUCGACGGGAGCAAGUUCGUCGACUCCGACGUUCACCCGAUGACCAUCGAGUGGUGCGAGCUCGAGCAACGCCGCAUCGUGUGCUCUGCAGGAUCCCAAGUGUGCGGCUUCUCCGGCAAACUGUGCGAGCUCGCAGAUCACCUGACUCGCUGCGGUGGCGGAAAGAUUAAGUGCUGCAAGUGCGAUCGACCCGUGUUUCGCGGCCAUGCCGUGAAUCACUAUCGCAGCUGCACCGGCCGCCUGCGCACAGCUAAUGCUGAAGCUGCCUCCACGAUGGCUAACAUGGAGAAAAACACGCGGGAGCUGAUGGUGAGCCAAGCCGAAUUUGGCUGCUUGAAGAGAGCUUUCGCAUUAAAGAUGGCCAGUCUCAAACUUCAGUUGCUCGAAGCGCAGAAAAAGUCCAGCAGCGAUGUGGCCAGUUUCGAACGUCAGUUGCUCGAAGUGCAGGAAAAAUCCAGCAGCGAUGUUGCCAGUCUCGAGCGUCAGUUGCUCGAAGUGCAGGAAAAGUCCAGCAGCGAUGUGGCCAGACUCGAGCGUCAGUUGCUCGAAGUGCAGGAAAAGUCCAGCAGCGAUGACCAGUCGGCGGUCACAAUUGCAAAGAAGGUGACGGUAAUUCAGGGAGCACACCGAGCGGCACCCAGAGGCGGCGUUCUCAUCACCACGUGCAAGUUCGCCGGCAUUUACUCAGAUAUCGGCUCGCUGAAAGAGAAGGGGAAAGAACUCAGGAUAUCAACCGAUACAUACACGCUCGGAGGUUACACCUUCAAGCUGGAGUGUAGGUUCACCAAGGAUGGGAACAUCGUGAACGUUGCUUUUGCUCUCUUUUUGCGCGACGGCGAAUGGGACAGCUACGUGGAUUGGCCCUUCAGCAAGAAGGUGACCUUAGUCAUCAUGCGCCCCAGGAAUCCAGCAAAAGACAUCCGCUUGCACACGAACAUGAAGGAACACGAUAUAGUGAAGCAACCGGAUCCCGACUCUUGGAACUGCAGCCGCUUCACGGAUAAGAUCAACUGGAAGGACAUUGAACUGCAAGGGUACGUCGACAGAGGUGCCCUCUAUGUAAACGUUGAGUUCGAGUAA